Messenger RNA from Ictalurus furcatus (blue catfish), 2295 nucleotides. RefSeq names its product SKI family transcriptional corepressor 2 (gene skor2). Gene Ontology annotation, cellular component: nucleus; transcription regulator complex. Gene Ontology annotation, biological process: negative regulation of BMP signaling pathway; negative regulation of transcription by RNA polymerase II. Gene Ontology annotation, molecular function: DNA-binding transcription factor activity, RNA polymerase II-specific; RNA polymerase II cis-regulatory region sequence-specific DNA binding; SMAD binding. The transcript is spliced from 7 exons. Lineage: Eukaryota; Metazoa; Chordata; Actinopteri; Siluriformes; Ictaluridae. The record is from RefSeq and is a predicted model, not a curated record. The coding region runs from base 49 to 2295 and encodes 748 amino acids.
UUUUUCUGUCACAGAUACAACCAGUUUCCUAUUUAAGGUUCCCAUAGGAUGGAAAAGAGUCUUCUGCCUGGACCCACUGAUAUAGUCAUGGCAAGCCCUCCCAGUUCAUUCCAGCAAGAAGCUCUCACUCCACCCAGAUCCAACCACUCGUCUUCCCUUAAACCCAACCAGGUGGGUCAGGUCAUCCUGUAUGGAGUGCCCAUUGUCUCGCUGGUCAUCGACAACCAGGAGCGCCUCUGUCUGGCCCAAAUCUCCAACACUUUGUUGAAGAACUACAGCUACAAUGAGAUCCACAACCGGCGAGUAGCCCUGGGCAUCACAUGUGUGCAGUGCACUCCUGUGCAGCUGGAGAUCCUGAGGCGAGCCGGCGCUAUGCCCAUCUCAUCACGUCGCUGUGGCAUGAUCACUAAACGCGAGGCUGAGCGACUCUGCAAGUCAUUUCUGGGUGAGAACUCGCCUCCAAAGCUGCCUGAUAACUUUGCGUUUGAUGUGACACAUGAGUGCGCAUGGGGCUGCCGUGGCAACUUCAUCCCUGCUCGUUACAACAGCUCAAGGGCCAAGUGCAUCAAGUGCUCCUACUGCAACAUGUACUUCUCCCCCAACAAAUUCAUCUUUCACUCACACCGCAUGCCCGAGGCCAAGUACACCCAGCCCGACGCUGCCAACUUCAACUCCUGGCGUCGGCACCUCAAGCUGUCAGACAAGUCACCUCCAGAUGAUCUGGUGUUCGCCUGGGAGGAUGUGAAAGCCAUGUUCAAUGGGGGCAGCCGCAAGCGAGCACUGCCAUCCCAUUGCACCCCCAUGGACUCUGUGAAGGCUGUCAGCUCAGUGCUGCCCCACAUGAUAUCUUCUGAUCUGGGCCAGAAGAGGGGCAGGUACGAUGAGGAGGAGGACCUGGAUGCCAGCAGCCUCUCUCCUCACAAGAACCCACGUAGUUACCCAGUCAUUCCUGUGCCCAGCAAAGGCUUUGGUAUGUUGCAGAAAUUUCCACCCACUUCGCUUUUCCCCAGCCCCUACACCUUCCCAGCAUUCGGUUUGUGUCAGCAGAAGAAGGAUGACAGUGAGGCUGUGAACGGGCAGAAAAAUGGUGCUAUCUCGGGUCUGCUUUGGCCAGGCCGCAAGGACACUUUUUAUCCUCCUUUUUGCAUGUUCUGGCCCCCAAGAGCCGCAGGGGGCAUCCCAGUACCCACAUACCUCCAGCCCCAGCCCAAUGCUCUUUCCACUCUCGCAGAAACGCCCUCCCUUCGCCAGGCCUUCCUAGACCUGAGCGAGCAAGGUGACACCACCACAGGAGCUGGGACUGCUGCUGCCAUAGGCACCAAUCCCAGAGCAGGCCUGUUUGAAAGUGACUGCCCCCCAACCAUGACCCCUGAACUGAGACCUGCCCCAGAAGGCUGGCUCAAACUUAUAGAUGCUCCAUCUCUUCAAGCCCGCAAGGCCAGCUAUCACUCCGCCUUCCGACCAGUGGUAAAGGACACUGAAAGCAUUGCCAAGCUACACGGCAACCUGGAGGAUUUCGGUGCAGAGAGGCAUCUCUCACCUGGGACCAGCUGCAGCUACCAGAGUGAGAGCGCAGAGAGCGAUGAAGAACAAGAAGUGGAUGUGGAGACCAAGCUGGACGAAGAGCAGGAAGACUUCAGCAGCCAUGCAGCUUCACAACAGCAGCCGUGCAGUCUUCAUGUUUCACGACUCACUGAAGGCACCACAGGCGACCGAGAUAAAGACGCACCUUCCUUCUCCACCAUCUCCUCUGAAAGCUCUACAGAGGACAAACCAAGCUUGGCUGUCAGUCCACCCACCUCUCUCAAAGUCCCGAGCCCCAUUCAUGCCUCAGUGGAGGACACCGCUGCCUACAAAAAUUCGCACAAGGGCAGAGAUGAUGGGCUUCCAGCGUAUGCAGCAAAAGACAAAACAACACGAGCAGAAGAAAACAAAGAACAGAGUAAUUUCUUUAUCCCGGAGACAGAAACAGCUGCACCAGAUUACUGGAGAGAGAGCACAGCAGAACCAAGUCAAGAAUCGCACACGCCUGCAGCACUGAAGAAGGACGUCGAAAACAUGGAGAAAGAGGAGCUCCAAAAAGUUCUGCUCGAGCAGAUCGACUUACGGAGAAGACUCGAGCAGGAGUUCCACGCCCUCAAAGGCAGCUCGCCAUUUCCUGUUUUCCACAACUUCCAAGACCAAAUGAAAAGGGAACUGGCGUACAGAGAGGAGAUGGUACAGCAGCUACAGAUGAUUCCCUAUGCAAACAUUAUCAGAAAAGACAAAGUCGGCACACACCUGAACAAAAGCUAA